AUGAAGAAGCUUCAUCAUCAUCACCGCGGCGGCGGCGGGGGUCGGAGAGAAGCGCAGCUAAGACGGCUUUCCGGUUCAAGUGCGUCUGACGCAGCGAUGUCAAAGCCGAAGGUCCCACCUCAGUCUUCUCUUUCUGGGCGUCGCAGCAGAGGAAGCAGCAGCGGCGAUGGUGACGUUCCCGCAGGGAUGUGCACAGUCGAGGAUGUAGUGAAUAGCGCAGUCGACCCACAAGCGCAGUACACCAUCUCCUCCAAUACAAGUCGCAGCACCACCACCGACACCGACGACGACGACGGCGACAAAGCGGACUCCUCGUCCUCGCCUCUGCUGCCCCAGCAGCAGCAACAGCCGCAACGGUCACCUGAUCAGAGUAGAAACACGAAGAGCAAGCGCAACUCCAAGCCGCCCACAGGACGAGGCUGGGCGAACACGCAACUGUGGGAGAACGUAGAGCAGGACCAGCGGAACCAGCGCGGGCAUCUGCAGUCACGGCAGGAUCGUCGUCGUGUAGCUGCGAAGCGUAGCGGGCCCUCUGUCAAGGCCGGUGCUCCCGCGCACAACGUAGCCAACGAAGACGACGACGUGGCUGGCAGCGUGCAAGGAUCUGCUGUAGCACUGGAGGAGGAGGAGGUGACGGUCUCGUGUACACCGCGCAACGGCAGCCGCUUUUCUUCGUCACCAGCGACAACGGCCGAAGAGACCCUGGAAAACGAGGAGGUUCUGCCUGCUCCUGGCACUCGACGAGUACCACCCCGGUCCGGAACGGACGCGAUGGCGACACCAUCACGGCGCCAUGCAGUCACGGAGGGCGGCGGCCGCUCUCGACACCGUCGCCGCCUCAGCCCAGCGCACCCUGUAGCGUCGUCGCCAGCGGUGUCUCGAGAUAGCUCCAUCAACGAUCCGGUCGGCCACGCCGCUGUUGAUGACGAAACGCAGCCCCUGCCAACGUUGUCGCACGCAGGGCAUGACGACAAGGCGUCCGCUCCAGCAGACGGACCGCGUCGACCGCCUCGCGCGGGUAAUAAGCAGUCCCGUAAGCACAAACACAUAUCCGCCGCCGUGCAGCAGCCGAAAUCAGGACCCGGUGUCGCGACUGGAAUGGCGCCGGUCACCGCCAUCGCUGCCUUCAGCACACGCGCUCCCCCGCCGCUCUUCGUCCUGCAGGACCCCAUCAUCGUGGCUCAACAGGUGCGUCCCCCUACACACGCGUUCGUCGCCGAAUCCGCACUCCCCGACCCACCACCGACAGUGAUGCGGCUCGCCGCAUUCUCCCCGGCGAAGGGAUCGAUCACGGAUCCGUGCGUGGUCGCUGCGGUGCUUCCCACGUCACCAGGCGCAGCAGCCUAUGCUGUCGGUCCUGCAGUGCCGCACGGCGGCCGGGCGAAGGACACGGCGGCCCCACCUUCACCUGGCCCUCCAACAGUGGUGUCGUCAUGUUCGAUGCCGCCGCAGCCGCACCAGCAGUCUGAGGAAGAUAAGCAGCUCAGUCGUCGUGGUUUGCGCUUUGGUGCUCCCCCGUUCUACCCUGCGUCCACCGCGAGCCUCGUCCUCGCCAUGCCCCCCGAAGCAGGCACCAACGGCGGUGACGCGUCACUCCCAUCGCUCGCAGCUGCCGUACCCAGCCCACAGUCGUUGCUGGGGAGCUACACCAUGUCACCGGCGCGGUCGCCGCCGCUAAUGCAGCCGACUUCCUCGCCGCUGGGAGACAGCGUGCAGAACCACAGUCGAAGCAGUACCGGGGGCCUCAUGAGCGGGCAGAGUACCUUUGCGGCAGAGUUGGCGGCGGCAACAAGUACGCCAUGGACCCUCACCGUUAUCGCCCCGUCUUACUCGUCGCCGCCAUCAUCGAUAGGGCGAGAUGACACGGACGGCGACGGCCCCAGCAGCGGCACACCGUCUGUGCCGGUCAAAUCGCCGGCGCACGGGGCUGCUGCCGCCGCCGCCGCGAGCUACAGCAGCAACACAGAGAUGCAGAACGUCACGGGGGAUCGGCCCGCCAUGCGGCGCAGUGCACUGAUGGUGACAAACACAGCCACGGGUGCGUGCGUGUCGCCGGCGACCGUGACCACGCCGUCCGGCUCCCCGACCGCACUGUGGAGCGGCAGCGGCGGUCACGUGCCGCAGAUGCGGACGAGUGGGCACACCAGCGGCGCAAACUCUAUCGCCGCCGCCGCCGCCACCACCCCCGGUGGCACUGGUCAUCACUCCGCCACUCCUUCGAGCACCACACUCCAGGGCGUCGUUGUACGGGAGUUCCCUCAGGCUCCGUACCCGGUCGUGAACCGAACUACAGAGCUUCACCAACCACACCAGCAGCACUCCAUGCGCAGCCCACGGUUGAUGAGUGAGAGCGACCUGGACUGCGUCCAGCACAAUCGUGUAGCAGUGUCCGACGUUGUCGCCAAGGACGAAGGCACCCUUGUCGACACCCUCUUUGCCGACGUCAACAUGAUCGAAGACGACGAGAGUGAGGUGGAAGGCGAUGAUGUGCUGAGCAGCCGUGGUGGGGGUGAACGCUGGACCAUGCACCCGGCGCCGUCGCCUGUUGCUUCCGGUGACGGGUCACCACUUGUUGCCUCGUCGCCUGAUGUCCGCACGCCGCACUCGAUGAACCAGCAGCUGCAACACCGCUCCGGGUCCUUCUCGGCCGGAGCACGGAUGCUCGCCAAGGAGGCCGGCGGGCAGGUCUUCGGUGGUGGGUACUGGUAUCCCUCGGGUCCUUGGGCCAGCACGGACGGGACUGCUCGCGGUAGCGGCACCAGCGGUACUGGCACAGGGUCGUACCGCGGUGGCGGCGGGGAUGUCAAGACCACUCUUGCCGCCGCCGUUACCGCAAGCAUCGGCAGUGCCAGCGUUGCGGCGGCGUGGCGUGGCUUGUCCACCCCACCGCACCGGCAUCGGGCCUUCUCUGCGAGCUGUGCCAGUGUUGCGUCCACCGUGUCGCUCAUCGACCCGAAGCAGCCGCAGGCGGACGGCGCCGCGUACGACAUGAUGGGCGAGGACGAUGAAUGGGAAAUCAACAGCAGCGCCUACGCCGACAGCCUCGACGAGGCGCAGAUCCAGUGGAUCGAGGAACAGCUCAGGGCGACAGAGAACCCGGCAGGGUACUUCUAG
Messenger RNA from Leishmania mexicana MHOM/GT/2001/U1103, 3114 nucleotides. RefSeq lists its product as hypothetical. NCBI's taxonomy places the organism in Eukaryota, Euglenozoa, Kinetoplastea, Trypanosomatida, Trypanosomatidae. The record is from RefSeq and is a predicted model, not a curated record. The transcript has a single exon. Bases 1 to 3114 code for a protein of 1037 amino acids.